Messenger RNA from Phycomyces blakesleeanus NRRL 1555(-), 552 nucleotides. Its product is annotated as Homeodomain-like DNA binding domain-containing transcription factor. Lineage: Eukaryota; Fungi; Mucoromycota; Mucoromycetes; Mucorales; Phycomycetaceae. The coding region runs from base 1 to 552 and encodes 183 amino acids. The transcript has 2 exons. The record is from RefSeq and is a predicted model, not a curated record.
AUGAACAUCGCCGACAUGCUUAAUCCACCACAGUCAGAAUCCUCAUCAGAAGUUCGUCUUCUCUCUCCGCCAUUGUCACCCAAGAGAUUGCUACACUAUUUCUCCCACCCACCAGUCCAGGUCAUUUUUACCAACAAGCCCCGAAGUCGAUUCUCAGAAAUUGAAGAUUCCAUAAUCUGCCAAGGUGUUGCAAAUGGCUUGACAUGGGGCCAGAUCUCAAACCAGCUUCCUCAUCGCAAACGGGCAACCUGUUUCAACCGUUAUCGGACUCUUCAGGGUAUUCGAAAAUCUCGCAAACGAUCUCUCUAUCUAGACGACACAAUUCCAUCCCCACCCACUCUUUCGUCUUACUCGGGCACAUCUUCACCUUCUCCGAUAUCCACACCCUCUCCAAAUUACUCGCCCUUGUUGUGGUUAGGCUCCUCCCCUCCAGAAACAUCCAGGAAUGAUUAUCAGAUCCCUAUAGAGCCACGGAAUCAAUUAGUCGACAGUGGUCGUCUUCAACCAAUUCGUCUUCCACCACUAUUCAGCUAUUCAAUCGCGCGUUGCUAG